Ilex paraguariensis (yerba mate) is the source of this 2207-nucleotide messenger RNA. NCBI's taxonomy places the organism in Eukaryota, Viridiplantae, Streptophyta, Magnoliopsida, Aquifoliales, Aquifoliaceae. The record is from the annotation of a GenBank genome assembly.
CUUUUAUCCUAAAUAGUUUCGCCUGUCUUCCUUGACCAAUCACACACCAACGGACACCUGUCUCGGUUAAGAAUUUCAUGAACCGGAUAUCCGAUCAGAUCAACCACGAACCUCCAUAAAAUUGGCGCAAUUGUCAAAGCCAAACCCUAAUGCCCCAAUGAAUCAAACCCACAAUCCCAAAAUCUAAAUUCAUUCCAAAAACCUAUCAGCAAAGAUGCUUUACUGCAAUAUGUUGUUUCUGAGACUGCUUUUGAUUCUAGGUUUAGGGUUAGGGUUUGGAUUGGACUUUGGUGAUGCGCUGAAAGUGCCCUUUAGGGUUAAGGAUGUUCUUCCAGUUCUUCCACGCGAGAUUUCGUGGCCUUUGCUUAAUAAUAUCCACAGUGCCGUUGAUUUAUUGCCGUCGUUUGUCGGAACGUUGACUCCGGACAAUGGGUCAAUUGAAUGGAAAGGCUCUUGCUUUUUCGAUAAUGAAGCUCGAAUUGAGUUCAAGGAUACUGGUGAUCGGGGUUUGGGUGGUGGCACUAUCCAUCUCAAGACUUCUUCACCUCACAGCUGGACAUGUAUGGAUUUGUAUGUUUUUGCAACACCUUAUCGGGUUACCUGGGAUUACUAUUUCACUGCCCGAGACCAUACACUGGACAUUGAAUCUUGGGAGGAACUUGCAGAGCUGGAAUAUGUUAAGCAGCAUGGGAUCUCUGUAUUUCUUAUGCCAUCAGGAAUGAUGGGAACUUUGCUUGCCUUAAUAGAUGUCUUGCCCCUGUUUUCUAACACUGGUUGGGGUCAGAAUGCUAACAUAGCUUUUCUGAAGAACCACAUGGGUGCAUCAUUUGAAAAACGUCCUCAGCCUUGGCGUGCUAUUAUAAAUCCGGAUGAUGUUCAUUCUGGUGAUUUUUUAGCUGUGUCAAAGAUACGUGGACGGUGGGGCGGGUUUGAAACUCUGGAGAAGUGGGUCACUGGUGCAUUUGCUGGUCAUACAGCAGUUUGUUUGAAGGAUGAAUCUGGUAAUCUUUGGGUUGGUGAAUCAGGGCAUGAGAAUGAAAAGGGUGAAGAAAUUAUAGUGGUAAUUCCAUGGGAUGAAUGGUGGGAAUUGGCACUUAAGGAUAACUCUAAUCCACAGAUAGCAUUGCUACCCUUACAUCCUGAUGUGCGUGCAAACUUUAACUCUACUGCAGCGUGGCAAUAUGCACGGAGCAUGUCAGGCAAGCCGUAUGGUUACCAUAACAUGAUUUUUAGUUGGAUCGACACCAUAGCUGGCAAUUAUCCACCACCUCUUGAUACUCACCUGGUCAUAUCUGGCAUGUAUAUGUGGACUAGAAUGCAGCCAGCAUAUGCUGCAAAUAUGUGGAAUGAGGCUCUGAAUAAGCGACUUGGGACCGAGGAUUUAGACUUGUAUGGAAUUCUUUCUGAGACAGAAAGGCGUGGCAUAACCUUUGAUCAACUACUUACAAUUCCUGAACAAGAUGAAUGGGUAUACAGUGAUGGGAAAUCUACAACAUGUGUUGCCUUCAUAUUGGCAAUGUAUAAAGAAGCCGGAGUCUUUGGUUCUAUUACCAACUCCAUUCAAGUAACCGAGUUCACUAUUCGGGAUGCUUACAUGCUGAAAAUAUUCAUGGAUAACCAAACACAACUGCCUAUCUGGUGCAACAGUGGAGAUGAUCAACUCCCGUUCUGCCAGAUUCUGGGUGAAUAUCGAAUGGAAUUGCCAGAGUACAACUCUUUAGAGCCAUACGCCAACAUGAACGAGAAUUGCCCUUCUUUACCACCUACCUACGAAAGGCCUGUACGUUGCUAAACCUGAACUCAGGCUCUAUUAAGUGUUUCUUAUAGAUGCUUCCCACUGCUGUCCAUGACUUCGUGUAGUAGUGCAAAGUAAACUGGAAUUGGUAUGCAUGCAGAGAGGAAGUCUCUCUGUCUUCUGUAUAACCAAGUCAUUUGCUUACUCAUUAUGUUUGGUUUGUAUGUAACGUUUGCAAAGCAUGACUUUCAGUUGUCAAUAAAUAGAUAUCACAUGGCAUAUUUUCGGGUUUGUAAAUCGCUCCCAUGCAUUGAUGAGGGGUCAACAUAUAUAUAAUGAGUCUCUCUUAAAUUUAACGUAAAUUACUUUAGCACGGAGAAAAAUAUUGGAGGGAUCUCGCUCUUUUUUGAGUUGUAUCUUCUGGCAUGGAUUCUGUUCCUGAUAACCCUUGGAUGAGCUUUCUUUCACUGCA